Hyaloperonospora brassicae is the source of this 2052-nucleotide messenger RNA. NCBI's taxonomy places the organism in Eukaryota, Oomycota, Peronosporomycetes, Peronosporales, Peronosporaceae. The record is from the annotation of a GenBank genome assembly.
AUGGUCGGCGCGACGGCAGGAGGGAUCGCGACGUUUAACGUGCAACACGGAUACGUGGAGGCGCUCGUGCGUGGCUUUCGCUCGGGCUUUCUGGACGACGUCGACUACCACCACCUCACGCAGUGCGAGAGCCUCGAAGAUGUAAAGCUGAACUUGCAGGAGACGGACUAUGACCAGUUCCUGGCAGACGAGUCGCUGGGUACGAUCUCGCCCGGAUUGAUCCAAGGCGGCACGACCAACAAACUUGUCGAGGAGUUCAACUUCUUGCGGGCACAAGCCAUGGAGCCGCUGGGCAAGUUCCUCGACUUUAUCACAUACGAAUACAUGAUUGACAACGUGAUCCUCCUGCUCAAGGGCACUCUCAACGGUCGCGAUGUAAACGAGCUCAUCGGACAGCUCCACCCGCUUGGAAAGUUCGACGAAUCCAUCAUGCGCAGCAUGUGCUCGUUCGAGCCGAACGCCAAAGGCUACUCGGACUUGUACGAGACUGUGCUGAUCGAUACGCCCAUCGGUUCAUACUUCAGUCAGUUCUUGGAAGAAAGUGCAGGUGGAGACCGCAUGGACAGCACGUCGGACGUGCGCAACGUCUUGGAGGAGGUGCAGAUGGAACUCAUCAAGAACAGCAUGCUGAAGUUAUGGCUCGAAGACUAUUACAACUUCUGCCAGGAGAUUGGUGGUGACACGGCUGUCAUCAUGGGAGAAAUCCUCAAAGCACGCGCCGACCGCAUCGCCAUCAACAUCACGCUGAACUCAUUCGGCACGCCGUUGAACGAGCCUGCGAUGCGAAUUUCGGACCGCAAGCCGCUGUAUCCAUCCAUCGGCACGCUAUACCCGGACACGACGGCGCUUUUGGCGGAAGCCGGCGACGAGUCAGCGCUUGGCUCGGCACUGGAGUCGUUUCCAGUGUACCGCAAGAUCUGGGAGGUGCAUCAGGGUGAGGGCGUCGACAGCAAGUCCAUUGACGACGCGUUCUACGAGCGUGACGUCCAGAUGGCUGAGCUGGCGUUCCAGAGCCAAAUGCAUUUUGCUUGCUUCUACGCGUACAUCAAGCUGAAAGAACAGGAGGUGCGCAAUUUGGUGUGGAUCUGCGAGUGCAUCAAUCGUUUGGCUGCGCUCGCACGACGUCAUCUCGCGAGACGGUCGUUCUCCGCGACUCCGAUCUUCAAUAGAGCGGUCAAGCGGCAGCAUCGCAACAACAUUGCGCGCUUGGCGAACAGCGACGAGUACGAGUACCUCAAGGACGAAGUCGCCCGUCGCCUGCUCGAUCGGCUCGAGGACAUUGAGCGCGAGUUCCCGUUGGCGCUGGACUUGGGCUGUGGCAGUGGCCAUUUGUACAAGCAGUUGAGCGUCGACGACAAGCUGGGGGGUAUCGAGAAGCUGGUGCAAUGUGACGUGGCGGAGAGACUGCUCCUUCGUGACGACCUCGAGACUGCUACCUCACUACGUACGACACGCCUGGUGGUAGACGAAGAGUUCCUGCCGUUUCCAGUCCACCACUUUGACUUGGUGAUGAGCUCACUAAGUUUGCACUGGGUGAACGACCUCGAAAGCACAUUUUCCCAGGUGCUAAACACGCUCAAGCCCGAUGGCGCUUUUAUUGGUGCCGUCCUGGGGGGAGACUCGCUGCAAGAGCUACGGAGUGCUUUCAUUCUCGGGGACCAGGAGCGUCAGGGCGGUGUCUCGCCCCACAUCUCCCCGUUCAUGAACGUUGCGGAUGCUGGCAACCUCUUGUCGGCCGCUGGCUUCAGUUUGUGCACAGUGGACACGGACUACAUUCAAGUGGACUACCCGAACGCCUUUGUGCUGAUGGAGCAUUUACGAGGUAUGGGCGAGAACCACGCCGUGAACUCGCGGGGAGCUCCCGCAACGCGCGACUCGUUGCUCGCUGCUGCUUCCAUCUACCAGUCCAUGUUCGGUCAACCGGACGGCACAGUGCCCGCCACGUUCCAAGUCAUUUAUCUGAUCGGCUGGUCUCCUCACGCGUCGCAACAGAAGCCGUUGCGUCGUGGGUCAGCGCAACACUCACUGAAGGAAUUGGGCCACGAGAGCUAA